CCAGCGGGGUGCGACUGUUUUCACUAGUGUUCCUGUAUAUGCUCCCGCAGGGAGCAUAUAUAGGAACACUAGUUUUCACAACAAAUCCCUGCAGGGGUGCAGCCUCGCAUCGAUGACGUAUCACCAUUUUCGUUUCUUUUUCUCCUCUUUUUGGCGGCGCGGCCGGUGUGCGGCGCUUCAGUUCGGAUCAGCUCACCCCACGUGAGCGAGAAGUUGGCGCGCGUAUCACAUUUGCGGCGUGCAUUUUGUUUCACACGGAAUGCAACGCUGAGCGAGCCUGACCGAGAGAUGGUGAUUGAAAAGUACCUCCAAGGGUUACAUCAUGAAGACGGCUACUCCCAUGGCUACCUGAAGUCAGACGAUGAGCUUAGGCUUUUUGAAAGGUCCUUGGCUGCCGUCAACGAGAGGUAUGCUGUGCGGACAUCAAGAGACCUGAACAAGCCGUCUAAAUGGUUCAAGCACCACUGACUGGCCGAAGGAGGUGUACGAGAAGAAGCGAAUGAACCUCCAAGGCACAAAGAAGAAAGGGUGUGCAGCAACAAUGAAUUUGGAGUGGAUUCAAUUGUACCCAGAUUUCCAGGUGCCCUUUCACGCCUCCGCUUGCCUUCUGCUUACCGUGUUCUUCGACGGCUCCCGGACCCUCCUGGACACCUCCUGGUCCCCAGCCGAGUUUUCUUGGAGCGCCGUCGAAGACAGCCACCGCUUCAUCAGCGCCAUCGCCGACUCUGCCCAUUUACCGCACGUGCAAAACUGGACCCUCGACUUCAACUGGGAAACACAAUCAGCAGCAACAUCACUUGCCAAGCCACCUAUAAAGGACCAGCAAUCACCUCACGCAAUCUGUGGGCUCGGCAGCUGUGCCACGGCACGGUUAUCGAAUCUGGCUCUCUUCAUCAUGCAGGUUGGUGAACCGGUCAGUCUAUUUACUAAAAAAUCCAGUAAUUAUUUCCUGAUACAGCUGCCGAGCCCGAAGUGUUUGACCGCUAUUUGUGCCGAAUGUUGCCAUAAUGUACGGUCCCUAUUACUCCUUGCUGGUGAUAUUGAAACUAACCCUGGACCAGACAAAUUGAAUGUCGUUCUGGCUGAAUUGAAAAAGCUGCCUGAUGGCCAGGCAACACUAAUCUCUGACCUGCAAGAUAUAAAAGGACGUAUGCUUUCAAUCGACAGAGCGAUAUGCGAUUUCAAUACCCGCCUCACUGAUCUCGAAGAACGUUUCCAGAAUCGGUCUACAUUUACAUCAGACGUUGAAAUCAUUCAGUCAACAGUUAGCCAGACAGCUCUUUUGGUUCAAGACUUGCAGCUUCGUCUUGACGAUUCCGAAAACCGCUCCCGCAGGAACAACCUAAUUUUCUACGGUCUGCCUGACUCAUCCCCCCGUGAAACAUAUGCCGAGUCUGAAAAAAUUAUCACUGAUCAUUGUUUAGAACACCUGGAAAUAGCCUUGGAUCCCAAAGAUAUAGAGCGUGCCCACCGGCUCGGCCGUCAUACCCCAAACCAUCUACGCCCUAUCAUUGUCAAAUUCAUAUCAUCCAAGGCAAAGGAAACCAUUCUAUCUAAAGGGCCCAAAUUUAAAGGAACGAAAUUCAGUGUAGGUGAAGAUUAUACCCGCCGCGUCCAAAAUAUUCGAAAGCACUUGGUUUCAUUUGCAAAAGAAAAAACUAAUAAAUUCUCGCUCCGCUAUAAAACGCUUCAUAUCGGGCCCAAGCGCUACUUCUUCGACGAAACGACUAACACAGUGAAGGAAUUCGCAUAGCAGAUAACUUUUCGGCGCCAGUCCCCACAAUACCCUCUAUCAGCUUGUCAUCCUAGAACCAACUCCCGACCCACCCUUUGCCUUUCCGUCAUUUUCACAAAUAUACGCAGCUUCCUUCCCAAACGAGACCUUGUAUCUAACCUUGUAUCGUCGUCCGGAAGCAACAUACUGGUACUAACAGAAACGUGGCUCAACGAAAACAUCAGCGAUUCUGAAGUUCUGCAUGAUUUGCCAAAUUUUCGCCUCUUUCGCAACGACCGCAAGGGUUCUCGAGGGGGCGGUGUUUUAGUCGCCGUUAAUCGUGAACUACCAUUCUCGCUUGUCAACAUCACAUCUCACCUUAAACUAUGUGGCUCAUUUGCCGCACUGCGCCAAUAACAACACUAAUUGGUGUCUGCUAUCGAGCGCCACAUAAUAGCCCUGACUUCCCGCGUGAGUUUAACAGUGUUUUGCUACAAUUAACAACUAGGUAUCCAAGUGCACGAAUUAUUCUUUUCGGUGACUUUAACUACCCUUCUAUAAACUGGCACCAACCUCAUGUAACCGUUUCUCAAGAGCCUCGAGAAUUCGUCGACGUAUGUCUCAAUUUUAAUCUUUCACAGCUAAUAACUGAGCCAACUCGCAUCACAGAGACUUCACAAAACACCCUUGAUCUCAUUCUAACUAGUCAUCCCGAGACCUUAGCUUCUAUUACUUACCUGAGGGAAAUCAGUGACCAUAAAGUUAUUCACGCCUCAUUUAACAUUACUCCCGUUCGAAGGAAAGUGUCCAAAAAAACAAUAAAGCUUUACGAUAAGGCCGACUACGUAGCAAUAAAUAAUGAAUUAAACUCCCUCUUACCCACUUUUGAACUUCACUUCCAUCAGCAUACUGUCGACGAAAAUUGGUCCAUCUUCAAACGCAAAAUUAGUGAUCUAACGAGCAGAUACAUUCCAAAGUGCACUAUCAACUCUGAUUCCCAAAAUCCUUGGUUCAAUACAACGCUCAAAAGACUAAAAAAUAAAAAGCAGCGGCUGUACCGUGCAGCUAAACUUAGACCCAGCUCUUCUGCAUGGGAAAAAUACUACAGCGCUGAAGAUGCGUACUUGACAGCAGUGAAAAGCGCGAAACGUUUCUUUCUUCAUAACGACUUACCCAAAAUGAUAACAACUAACCCGAGAAAAUUUUGGAACGUGAUAAAUCCCCAGCAAUCGCACGACAUCACCCUUACUAAUGAUAACGGCGACUCUGUUAGUGAUGCUCAGUGUGCCAAUAUAUUUAAUACUGCCUUUUCAUCCGUAUUCACGAAAGAACCUGAAGAUACAUUCCUUGCACCACCCUCCAUUACUGAACUAGCAAUGCCAGCCAUAAUUUUUCAUCCAAAUGGCAUUUCGUGCGCAAUCGACAAAUUGAAAAUUUCAUCGUCAGCCGGAACGGACGAAAUUAACACUAAGUUUCUCAAAAACACUAAGGACAUUUCAUCCAAGUUUUUAUGCCUAUUGUUCUCUCAGUCACUCGCCACAGGUAUCAUCCCAGAAGACUGGAAGAUGGGGAAGGUCGUUCCUGUUUUCAAAUCAGGUAACAGAGACUCUCCACUCAACUAUCGCCCCAUUUCCCUAACUAGCAUCCCUUGUAAACUAAUGGAACACGUCAUCUACUCCCAGAUAAUGCAGCAUCUAGACUCUAUAAAUUUUUUCACUCCAUGCCAACAUGGAUUUAGAAAAGGCUUAUCAUGUGAGACACAGCUUGCCAUCUUUCUUCACGAUCUUCAUUCCAACCUUGAUGCUAACUUACAAACUGACGCCAUCUUUUUAGACUUUGCCAAAGCAUUCGAUAAGGUACCUCAUCAACGUCUACUCUUAAAACUGUCCACACUAAACUUGCAUCGAGAAAUUAUUGCAUGGUUAAAAGAAUUCCUCACACAUCGUUCACAGUCCGUUACUAUUAACAACUACACCUCUAACCGUCUACCAGUAACAUCGGGCGUUCCUCAGGGAACUGUCCUUGGCCCCCUCCUAUUCUUAAUUUAUAUUAAUGAUCUACCACAAAACUUAUCAUGUCAUGUCCGUCUGUUCGCCGACGAUUGCGUUAUUUAUGCCCCAAUUACUAAUACCGCUGAUCAAGAAUCCCUUCUGGACAAUCUUAACCGCAUUCAAUCAUGGUGCAAUCACUGGUUGAUGACGCUUAAUCCUAAUAAGUGCAAACUCAUGUCUUUUCAUCGUCGUCACAACCCGCAUUUAUUUACAUACAAGAUUUCCGAUUCCCCUGUCGAACUCGUUUCGUCCUAUACUUACCUCGGUAUCACUAUCAGCAAUGACUUAUCAUGGCGCGAGCACGUAACAAAGCUAAUAUCAUCUGCGAAUAAAAAACUAGGCUUUCUUAAACGUCAUCUUCACGACGCCCCUCAAAAUGUAAAGCUACUUGCUUAUAAAUCAUUAAUCAGGCCAAAACUUGAGUAUGCAUCUGCCAUCUGGAAUCCACAGCAAGCUUACCUCAUCGACUCAUUAGAAGCUGUGCAAAACAGAGCCGCCCGUUUCAUUCACCGCUCAUACUCAUCCUAUAUCAGUGUUUCAUCUCUCAAGCUACAGUCCCAAUUAUGCAGUCUUUCCCUCCGUCGCCGUAUUUCUAGCCUGUGCCUAUUUCACAAAUUUUAUUAUUCCCACCUCAGACAGCAUCCAUACAUCAGCGCACCGCCAUCACGCACAUCUCGCCGAAUUGGUCAUCCGCUGAAAGUCUCACGCCAACGUGCCCGUACGACUACAUUUUCCCAGUCAUUCUUCCUCCGAACAGCAAGCGACUGGAACGACCUUCCCCAUGAAAUUGUAGCCAUCACCUGUCCAUCAACCUUCCUAGAAAAAGUUACAUCCCACCUGUCAUCAUGAAAAAAAAAGAAUGUUUUACUUUCUCACGUUAAACCCACCCCUUAUGUAAAACCCCCUGCAGGGGGUCUUUAAGGAAAUAAAAAUGAAAUGAAAUGAAAAAAUAUAGACGAUUUAAUGACGGCGCCUAGUUUUAUGCAUGGCAGAGGCAAUAUCGAAUCUGGCUUUAGUUUUUGUUUAUGGGCAGCAAAUAAACCUUAAGCUCUGCAUGCCUCUGGCUAGAAAUUCUGGCUCUCCUCAGUCAUAAUAAUAAUUAAUAUUAUGAAUUACCCAGACGUGUUUGUGUGGUCUUAAGUAACAACUUGCAAGUAGCACCAAAAAACCAACAUCUUACAGUUUGGUUGGGCCUUGGGAUUUUAAUGUAACACGACAAAAAAACUCGACGCUGACGAUUCAGCUUCUCGUAUACAGAGUUAAAUAUCAGGCCUAUGCCUUGUAGCAGGACUACGGAUGGCAAAGACGGCCGUGUCACGACAUGGAGUACAGCUAUGGUGGCCGUUAUAGCCACAUAGUACAGCCCCACCGAAAUUCGUGUCCCGUGUUGCGCACGAUUGCUUUCUCAGUAUUAAA
This is a messenger RNA of Dermacentor albipictus, 5181 nucleotides long. RefSeq lists its product as uncharacterized. The record is from RefSeq and is a predicted model, not a curated record. Gene Ontology annotation, cellular component: ribonucleoprotein complex. Gene Ontology annotation, molecular function: single-stranded RNA binding. NCBI's taxonomy places the organism in Eukaryota, Metazoa, Arthropoda, Arachnida, Ixodida, Ixodidae. Gene Ontology annotation, biological process: retrotransposition.